This is a messenger RNA of Diuraphis noxia (Russian wheat aphid), 821 nucleotides long. RefSeq names its product Interferon-related developmental regulator 1 (gene Ifrd1). NCBI's taxonomy places the organism in Eukaryota, Metazoa, Arthropoda, Insecta, Hemiptera, Aphididae. The record is from RefSeq and is a predicted model, not a curated record.
AUUCACAAGCUGGAAAAGKACGUGAUUUAGACAUGUCAGAUGAUGAGUCAUAUAAUGAUAAUGCGAGUGUAAUCAGUAAUGUAUCUUGUAGCACAUCAAAUGAAGAACGUUCCUGUGUUGCAAUUGAUGAAGCUGAUGAGACUCAGAAUGAUGCAUUUGAAGAGAAAUUAAGUGACGCUAUUGAUAGUUUAUCACAGAAGUCUGCGCAAGGACGUACAUUAAGUUUUGAAGCUGUUUGUAACAUAUUUUGCAAGAAAUAUAUACCCGAUUAUAUUUUAAAUAGGCGUAUGACAAUUACUGAUUCCAUUGAACGCGCCCUUAAAAAAGGUGGUGAUAAUGAGAAAGCUGCAGCAGCCAAUUUAGCUAGUUUAUUGUGUAUACAAUUAGGUGCAUUGGACUUUGUAGAAAAUCCAUGUCAAGAACUGUUACCUACUCUAAUGUUUGUUCUUAAUGAUGAAUCUGUUCCUUUAUUGGCCCGAGAAAAAUGUUGUUUGGCCAUAACAUUACUAACUUUUAUUAGUUGUAAUGAAGAAAUUGAUGCAGCUAUGCAAUUAAUGCGCAAUUUAUGGAGACGUUUAUUACAUUCAACAGCUAUUUCUCCGUCGGUAGCAGCUCUUUAUUCAGCAGCAUUAUCUUCUUGGUCUCUCCUACUGUCUACUGUAUCAAUUAGAAAUUCUUCUGCUAUAAUUCCUACCUUAGCAGAAUUGAGUACACUCUUAGACUCAACACAUCUAGAAGUGAGAAUGGCUACUGGUGAAUUAAUAACAGUUUUAUUAGAAAUGGCACGUGAAUGUGAAGACAUGGAUGAAUAUGAGCCAGAU